This is a messenger RNA of Guillardia theta CCMP2712, 1260 nucleotides long. RefSeq lists its product as hypothetical. The coding region runs from base 1 to 1260 and encodes 419 amino acids. The record is from RefSeq and is a predicted model, not a curated record. The transcript is spliced from 4 exons. Lineage: Eukaryota; Cryptophyceae; Pyrenomonadales; Geminigeraceae.
AUGGUCGGCCGGGCCGGGCCGCUGGGCCGCAGGCCCGCACUACGGCCAGGCGCCGCCGCUACUAAUCACCGGGUGGCUGCCCCGCCGCACUCAACUUGGCAACGGCCGCACACUGAGGCUCCGAGGCUCUGCCUGUCUGCUAACUUUAGCGGCCCCGGGCCUGGCACCGACGGUGCCGGACCCCGAUUCCAGCCCUCUCAGGCUGUGACCCCUGCUGAGCUGGCGGCCGGGUCACCGGGUACUACGGAGAGGACCAGUGAGACAGAAAUGAAACUCAUGGUGAUUCGUGUUGCGAUGUUUGUUUGCCUCGCAGACAGUUUAAUGGCAUUCAAUGUGUGGUUUCCAUGCUUCAGCGGAAAUGCUAUUUCGAAACCUUUAUUCCUUCGUCAUCAUGAAGAAGUUGAAAGAGGCAGGCACAUCAGUAUGCACGCGAUAAAACGCGAAUCAAAACAGAAAUGGUAUGAAGGAAUCGACAGGAACAGCGAAGAGUACAAGAAAACGCUUGAGCGUCAGCGUCAGCUUACAGAUUCCAUGUCGGUGCUCGAAAAAUGGGACGAGUCAAUGAGGGAAUUUUAUCAGAAACAUGCAGACGCCACAGCUCCUCUCGGAGAUGUGGAGGGCCUAGUCAAAGUGGCUGGAGCGCAGGAGCGACGAGCGCUGCGGGAGGCAUGCAAGAUUCUGUCCUCGGAAGCUUACUAUGUCCUCCUUGGGAUGAAUGCAGGGACAGAGGAGGAAGUCCGCAGGUGCUUCCAGCAGUGGAUUGAAGGGCUCCAGCUCCCGAUGCCUGAGCAGGUGCCGUACAUGGACGACAACUUCGGCACAGAAUUUCUCGAUCGCGCAAGCAUGAGCCAGGAGCUGCAGACGAGGUUUGAUGGUCCAGUCCAUCUUGCAUACAACUCAAAGGCAGGAGAAGCGGCGGAUGCUCCUCCUCGAGUGCACAUCAUGCCUUAUCCUGCUAUGGAUCGCGGAACGGUCUUCACUCCAAUCCUGGAGGGAUUUUUCACUCAGUACGGUGAAAUUCCUCUGAAUCUCUUCGAUGUUGCCUUGGAUGAGAAAAUUCCGGAGGGGUAUGAGUCAGUAGAUGAGAGCGUGCGCUCCAAGGACGUCGCCGCCCGCCAGCAUGCAGCCCUGGGCAAUGCAUAUGCGAACCCGAGUGCUAUGAAGGAUGUGAAAGUUGCCAAACCUUCAGAAUCAGAAUCUUCAUGUGAGCAAGCGCAAAACCUUCUCGACCAAACUUCAUCCAGCGAAUUUCUCAACUAG